This is a messenger RNA of Nelumbo nucifera (sacred lotus), 2932 nucleotides long. Its product is annotated as calmodulin-binding protein 60 B-like. NCBI's taxonomy places the organism in Eukaryota, Viridiplantae, Streptophyta, Magnoliopsida, Proteales, Nelumbonaceae. Gene Ontology annotation, molecular function: calmodulin binding; DNA-binding transcription factor activity; sequence-specific DNA binding. The record is from RefSeq and is a predicted model, not a curated record. Gene Ontology annotation, cellular component: nucleus. Gene Ontology annotation, biological process: regulation of salicylic acid biosynthetic process.
AAGUCAGUUUAGUCAAUUGCAUUUAUCAAACCAGCUCUAAAUAAGAAUUGGUGGAGGGAUUGCAAUUUUUGUUAAAUUCGCCAGUUCAAUCAGAUUUAAGAAUUUCAACAGAUAACAUGGAUGGUUGAAACCUGAAACUUCAACUCGUUCCCAAUGUAAUAAUUCAACUUUGGAUCGGAAUAUGAACGAAUCAAAUUUGGAUUUUAUCCAAUCUGAUUGCAUCCCUACUUACCGCAGGUCUGCAAUCUAAGUUUACAUUCCAGCCUUCCAGGUAGUUUCUAGUCGCCGGAGAUGUAGACGUUUUACUUUUUCCAACAUCAAUCCAGCUUUUCCAGGUAGUUUUCAGUCGCCGGAGAUGUAAACAUUUUCCUUUUUCCAACACUGAGGACUUGUCCAAAGUCCAAAUUUACCGCCCCGCCCACGUUGAAACUAUGCAAGAUAUCCGGAAAAACAAAACCCCACCUAAGUCGCUGACUCGCAAGCACUGACCUACCGAUACCGAUGGUGCUGUAAACGGGAAUUUUCGUGACACAAAAGAGAACUCGACAAGUCAAUGUGCUUUACAAUCUACGGGAGACGACGAUCCAACUUUAUUAUUUACUUCGUCUUUUAAUCCAUAAAAAAAACAACAUCAAUCCCACAGACGCCUCAGAAUCUCUUAUCCUCCUUCCUCUAUGUGGAGCAGGGGUUCAAAAAACUGGUUUACUCCCUUUUUACAGCAGAAGAAUGCGGGAGACAAUGGACAAUGACCUGUACAGGGAACUAGAAUCCUGGGUUCGAUCUUCUACCCAUCUAAUGUAUUGCAUAUUUUUGAGUUUUAAUUUAGGGUUUCAAUUCAAACCACUUGGAGUGGGAGAAAUUCAAACACCAUGGAAUUUGGGUCCCUUUCAUGCUGUCAUUUUACGGAAGAAAAGCGCGUUGUGGACUUUCUCUGCAACUUCCACCUCCCUUCGCUGCAGCUACUCUUGGUAGAAGAUCUGCUCGGUGCUGUAAGAGAGGUAAUGAGGGGUCUUUCUAUGCAAGAUUUCUUAUCCAAGUUGGAACCUUUUCUGAGAAAUGUGGUCCGGGAGGAGGUGGAGCGUGGAAUGCUGCUCUAUAUACACUCAUCUCCAAAGCAUCCUCUCAAUCAGAUUGAGGCAUCUGGAUCAAGAGGCUGGCAGUUGCAUUUUGUCAAUGGAUUGCCAGGUACCCUUUUCACAGGCAGCCGGAUAGAAUCUGAGAAUGGUGAUCCACUUGAGAUAGUCAUCAUUGAUGCUAGUACUAAAAGUAUAAUCAAAUCUGGUCCUCUAUCUUCAAUCAAGAUAGAGAUUCUUGUCCUUGAUGGUGAUUUUGACACGGAUGAACAAGAAGAAUGGACUGAGAAGGAAUUCAAUAAGAGUGUAAUCUGUGAAAGAGAAGGGAAAAGGCCAUUGGUGGCUGGAGAUCUGGUAAUUACACUUAGGAAUGGAGUUGGCCAUCUUGGUGAAAUCUUCUUUACAGAUAACUCCAGCUGGAUACGAAGUCGAAAAUUUAGGUUAGGAGCUAGAGCUGUGCGAAGCACUUGUGGUGAAGAAAGAAUUAGAGAAGCACGAAGUGGAGCUUUUAUUGUAAAAGAUCAUCGUGGAGAGUCGUACAAGAAGUAUCAUCCUCCUUCCUUCAAUGAUGAAGUCUGGCGUUUGGAGAAGAUAGGGAAAGAUGGUGCAUUUCAUACACGGCUGGCUUCUAAAGGAAUUAACACAGUGCAGGAUUUCCUCCGGCUGUAUGUGACCGACCAGUCCUUGCUGCGCAGUAUUCUUGGUGGGAUGUCAAAUAAGAUAUGGGACAUAAUUGUGCAACAUGCCACAGCUUGUGUUCUAGAUAAUAAGCUGUACAUGUACUAUAAUGCUGAACGAAGGAUUGGGCUAAUUUUUAAUUCCAUCUUCAAGGUUAUUGGGGCAACAUUUGAUGAAUAUUACCAUUCUCUAGCUGACCUCAAUGCAUCUCAGAUGAUCUUGGUUGAUAGUUUGAAAAAGCAUGCUUACAAGAAUGUUAGUAACAUAUUCGAGAUUGACGAACCACCCAAUGAUGGUCCUUUGAGGCAUUUGUCUCUACUGCAAGUUGGAGCUGUUCCAGGACCAACCCUGGAUAUCCAACAUCCUGAUCUCCUGUUUACAAUGCAAGAAUUUUCUGCAGAUAAACAAGCAACACAACCAGCCAUCGAUCAUUUGGAUAACCCAUCAACAUUCAUUCUGGAGGAUCAUUCUCAGUCCAGAGUUGGUAACAUGCAAGAGUGUCAUUCGGUGCAACUGUUUACAUCAAUAGGAAGGGAUGAUUCCGGCAUGAGAGAUUAUUUCAGUGAACCGUAUGGAAAUGCCAUGAGUGAAUGGGUUUCAGGUGGGUCAGAUGGGUCUGUAGUGCCAGGCGGGCAUUUGGUAGGGAAUGACAAUUCUCAGGUUCAGUUCCAGAGUUGGUUUCCAUUUCCUGCAACGUGGGGACAAGGGAAUGGAUUGUUUAUCGGUUCAAGUGAUGACACAGGCAUUAAUUUUCUUUCUUCUCUACCUGAUUAUGUUCAUUUUUCUAGGAGUUGUAAACCCAACAUGGGGUGGUUUAAGCUUAGGGCUGCAGUAAAAUGGGGAAUAUCAGACUUAGCUGCUAGAAGAAGGGCAAGGCUUUUGCAACUUGGUUAUUAAGCGAAGUACCAAGUAUCAACCGAUGUCUCUACAAAUUUAUGACUCGGGGUAAUUGUAAAUUUGCUUCUAGUCUGGAGGAAGGGGUUGUUUUGUUCUCUCUCUCUCUCUCUCUUGAUGGUCCUCCCACUGUUGUACUGUACCGAAUGCAAGGGUACAUUGGGUCGCAUGUUCUCCUAUUAUCUCAUUAAUGCAUCAAAGUUCAGAUGCAGUAAGAAUGAUCCUGUGAACAAGUUUGCGACUGUAACUUAAUGUAUGGGCGUGUGGUUUAUUUCCGUAGAAGGUUA